UCCCCGCGGCGGCGCCAUGGACGAGGCGGUGGGCGACCUGAAGCAGGCGCUGCCCUGCGUGACCGAGUCGCCGACUGUCCACGUGGAGGUGCGCCAGCGCGGCAGCAGUACCGCGAAAAAAGAAGACAUAAAGUUGAGCGUUAGAAAGUUGCUGAGCAGACACAGCAUUGUGUUUGGCGAUUACAUGUGGACCGAGUUCGACGAGCCUUUUCUGACCAGAAACGUGCAGUCUGUGUCCAUCGUAGAUACAGAGCUGAAAGCCAAAGGCCCGCAGCCCAUCGAUCUGAGCACCUGCACAGUUGUGCUACACAUCUUCCAGCUGAAUGAAGACGGCCCCAGUAGUGAAAACUUGGAGGAAGAGACAGAAAACAUCAUUGCAGCAAACCAUUGGGUUCUGCCCGCAGUGGAGUUCCAUGGUCUGUGGGACAGCCUGGUGUAUGACGUGGAAGUUAAGUCACAACUCCUGGAUUACGUGAUGACAACCUUACUGUUUUCAGAAAAAAGUGUCAACAGCAACCUCAUCACCUGGAACCGUGUUGUGCUGCUGCAUGGCCCUCCAGGAACCGGAAAAACAUCCCUGUGUAAAGCAUUAGCCCAGAAAUUGACCAUAAGGCUCUCAAACAGGUACCGAUAUGGCCAAUUAAUUGAAAUAAACAGCCAUAGCCUCUUUUCUAAGUGGUUUUCAGAAAGUGGCAAGCUGGUGACCAAGAUGUUCCAGAAGAUUCAGGAUUUCAUAGAUGACAAAGAUGCCCUGGUGUUUGUGCUCAUUGAUGAGGUGGAGAGCCUCACCGCAGCCCGCAAUGCCUGCAGGGCAGGCACAGAGCCCUCCGAUGCCAUCCGUGUGGUAAAUGCCGUCCUUACCCAGAUAGACCAGAUCAAGAGGCACUCCAACGUGGUGAUCCUGACCACAUCCAACAUCACAGAGCGCAUCGACGUGGCCUUUGUGGACAGGGCCGACAUCAAGCAGUACAUUGGGCCCCCAUCGGCAGCUGCCAUCUUCAAGAUCUACCUCUCGUGCUUGGAGGAACUAAUGAAGUGUCAGAUCAUCUACCCUCGCCAACAGCUGCUGACCCUGCGGGAGCUGGAGAUGAUUGGCUUCAUCGAGAACAACGUGUCCAGGCUGAGCCUCCUGCUCAGUGAGAUCUCAAGGAAGAGCGAGGGCCUCAGCGGCCGGGUCCUGCGGAAGCUGCCCUUCCUGGCCCAUGCGCUGUACGUGCAGGCCCCCACCGUCACGAUAGAGGGGUUCCUCCAGGCCCUGUCCCUGGCAGUGGACAGACAGUUUGAAGAGAGAAAGAAGCUUUCCACCUGCGUGUGAUCCUCUGCACUGUUCCCCCUGCAUCCUUCCCACUGAAAUGCCGUACCCCAUCAGGAUCUCACAUUCCUCCAGGCAGCCUCGGCCCCGUGACCUCUCUCUGAGACAGCACCGAUCUGGAGGCCACAACCCCAUGCUGUGAGCUCCGAGAAGAGAAGGAGUCAUCACGUGACUGCAUGCGUGUUGAAGGACAGGUGGCUUGUACCCACUGUCGUGCCCACUGUUUUCAGAUGUGUUUGAUGACUGUAAUUCAAGUUGUGUGUCUUUUUACGAAGAACAGUCUCAAUAUUAUUCCCACUGCACCUGUUUGCAUAAAACACUAACACGCCCUGUGAAGGAAAAAGAAGAACGUAGAUUGUGUAGAAACAGAGAUGAGCUACCCGCCGUGACGAACCAUGGCACAUUUCCUCCCUGAGCUCACUUAUCUCCCAGAUGCGGCCUGGAGACGUCCGUGGAGAAGAAAAGCCCACUCCAAGGGCAUAGAAACGAGACGCGUGGGCGCCAUACGGCACUCCUGGCCCUCAGCUGCCCUGCCUGUGUGUUGUGCAUGUGGGACAGGUUGCGUGUACGAGUUGUUCCGUGUUCGGUGAUGUUAUUCACGUCUCACGUGAAGUCAGGUGAACAGAACGUGAACUAAAUUGUCAGUGAUGUGUUUUGUAGGAUAUUGUGUGUUGCUUUUAUCUCGUGUUGAAGUAAAUUUCAAGUUCAUGUUUUAUACAUAAAGGCCGUAUUUAAAGGACUAGCUACUUUUUAUUAUAGGACUUUUUAAGUAUUAAAAUGUGUGUUUCCCAGGGUUUUUUUUUUUUGUUUCAAUUGUUUAAUAAAAACCUGUUGCCGUCGAGUCGAUUCUAACUUUUAUCGACUCUGUAGGACAGAGUAGAACUGCCGCGUAGGAUUUCCAAGUAGUGGCUGAUGGAUUUGAACUACUAACUUCUUGGUUAGCAGCCGCAUGCUUA
Loxodonta africana (African savanna elephant) is the source of this 2268-nucleotide messenger RNA. RefSeq names its product thyroid hormone receptor interactor 13 (gene TRIP13). Gene Ontology annotation, cellular component: nucleus; chromosome. The coding region runs from base 17 to 1315 and encodes 432 amino acids. The transcript has 13 exons. Gene Ontology annotation, biological process: meiotic recombination checkpoint signaling; reciprocal meiotic recombination. The record is from RefSeq and is a predicted model, not a curated record. Gene Ontology annotation, molecular function: ATP binding; ATP hydrolysis activity. Lineage: Eukaryota; Metazoa; Chordata; Mammalia; Proboscidea; Elephantidae.